AUGGAUGAUCACGUUGCAAAAAAACAGAAAAAAGACUCGAAUUACGACACUGCGUGGUUGACUGAUUUUUUUGUCGCUAAAUAUGAGGACACUUCCAUGUGUCUUUUAUGCGGUUUAAUUUUUCAACUUAAUGAUCAAGUAAAAAUCAAAAACCACUUCAAUGCUUGUCACAGUGAAUACGACAAUGACUUUCCGAAAGAUUCCAGAGAUCGUUCGACGAAAAUUUGUAGUCUACUUCAGUGCUACCCUAUGCUUCCAAAACCUCAAUACGGCACGGUGGUAAUGCUUGACAAUAUGUUUACUGAAACUGACAAAUCGGCUCUGGAAUUCUCUUAUAAAGUCGCUUACUUGCUGGCUCGAUCUGAAAGACCACCCGACGACGGAUCAAAGUUUGCCGAGGAUCUGAUCUACCUGUUUAUUAACUACGCGUGCAACCAAGACAAUGAAGUCAAAACAGGACUCAUGAAAAAAUUGCACAAUGUACAGCUCUCCGUUCCGACAAUGCAAAUCAGAGUCCAUGCGAUCAGAGCUGAAAUAUUGAAGCAGAUUGAUGCCGAUUUGGAAAGAUGCGAAUGGUUCUCGUUGCAGUUCAGCAAAUAUGAAAGUAUAAACACGGCAAGCCCGCCUCUGUGCAGUGUCUAUGUACGAAUGGUAUUUCAAGAUUUCUAUAUAACCGAGGAACUACUCAAAGUGAUUCCCUUAAAUGCGAUGAAACUAAAAGAUCAGGAUGGGUUUGAAAAACUGAAGAAUUUUCUCACUAGCAAGAAGAUUCAGUUGAAAAAAUUGGUCGCUGUAACUGCAUCCACAGCGUGUAAAGAGUUUAUUCAAUGCUUCAAGGAUGAUUCAGACUUUUCGCACGUGCUAACAUUUCACUGUGUCACCGAAGAGCUGGUUUUGGCUGCCAGCGCUCUGCAGAUGUCGUGGGUUUUCAACCCGAUCGUCAACAUUGUGAACACUAUUCGAGGCUCGGUGCACCUUAAGGCCACGGGAAUCUUGCCAGAAUUGUUGACGGAGAUCGAAGCAAUUCCUAAAGAUUCUUUGAGCUCUAAGGAAGAAUCAAUGUUGUUCGAAGGGAGACUGUUACUGAAAAGGUUUCAGGAAGAUCUGCUGCAGGUGAGAGCUUUCUUACAGUCGAAGAGAGUCCUUUGGAAGUACCCUGAACUCCAAAUCAAGGAGUGGCAGAUGGAUUUGGCAUUUGCAGUCGAUAUCAGUCAGCAUCUACAUAACUUGAAGGUGCAGUUAGAAGGGAAAAGUGUGGUUGAGCCGCAAAUUUUCAAUCUAUACGAGUAUGUGAAGUGCUUCCAACAAACAGCAGGGCUGUAUGCCGAACACUUGCACAAAAAUAAACUGUCUGCAAAUAUUUUUAAACACUUGACCAAGACCGUGGAUGAAAUGGACUCAGCGAUAAUUUUCAAUGGAGAGCGCUUUGCUCGACAUUUGGAGAUACUUAAAGCAUCGUUCGAGUCAAGAUUCAAAGACUUCAAAUAUGUAGAGAAAAUCGUCAAAUAUUUCAGUUGUCCCAUUUUUAACUGUGAUGACACUGUAGAGCAGGAAAUUACUUCCGAAAUUUACAAUGUCUUUCCUGAUUUGUCGGACCCAUUUCUCAUUUCCAGGGAAGUUGUUAGCAUCGCCCAUGACGAAAACGCUCGACGAAUGUUAUUUUCAAUAGCUCAAGAUGGUAAAAAUAUUGAGCAUUUUUGGUCUGCAAUUAAUCAAGAUGAAUACCAAACUCUUGUAAAGACUUUCAGAAGAUUAAUGUCCUGCUUUGGUUUUACUCAGUUGUCUCGAAAUCUAUUUUCCUCCAUGGAACGCAUCAAGUCAUCGCUGAGGUCGCGAACUGCAACCGAUAAAUAUUUAAAUGAUGUAUUAACCAUUUCUUCAACUUCUUACCGUCCGGACAUAGAGAAAUUAUGUGAAACUAAUUAA
Molecule: messenger RNA, 1926 nt
Organism: Neodiprion fabricii
Lineage: Eukaryota; Metazoa; Arthropoda; Insecta; Hymenoptera; Diprionidae
Product: general transcription factor II-I repeat domain-containing protein 2-like
Exons: 1
Coding region: 1-1926 (641 amino acids)
Source: RefSeq, a predicted model, not a curated record